UGAAAGAGAAACAUAGAGGAAAAGAGAGCCUGUUUGCUGAGAGACAAGAGAGUGAAGAAUCCGGAAGGAGGGGUUGCAAAAGGGAGAUUUUUUAUUGGAAGCAGUUAAAGUGGUUGCUAUGAGACCUGCUCCAGCAAACAGAGGCACAGCAGCUAGCCUGAAACUGAUUGUUCUUAUCUCUUUUACAAAAUCUUUCUUUUUACACAGUUUUUGAGUUGUUUAAUAUCCUAGCAAGCACCUGACAGUGGGGUGUGUGUGUGUAUGUAUGUGUUUUCCCCAUCGUGCUCUUUCUUCCCUUCUUUCUCUCUACUACUUCUUCAGUCCUUGCUGUAAGAUGGAGAUAGAGAAUGAGACCAUCUGCUCCUCAGGCAGCUCCUCAGGAGGGUCCAGAGAGUACAAGGUGGUGAUGUUGGGAGCAGGGGGAGUUGGUAAAAGCGCAAUGACAAUGCAAUUUAUCAGUCACCGGUUUCCUGAUUAUCAUGAUCCCACCAUAGAAGACGCUUAUAAGACCCAGGUUAGAAUUGAUGAUGAGCCCGCAUAUUUGGACAUUUUGGAUACUGCUGGACAGGCAGAAUUCACAGCCAUGCGGGACCAGUACAUGAGAGGUGGAGAGGGCUUCAUUAUAUGCUACUCUGUCACUGAUCGACAGUCCUUCCAGGAAGCUGCUGGGUUUAAAGAGCUCAUUUAUCAGGUCCGCCACACCUAUGACAUUCCUUUGGUGCUAGUGGGGAACAAAAUUGAUCUGGAGCAGGCCCGGCAAGUAUCCACUGAAGAAGGCUUGAGUCUUGCACGAGAAUACACCUGUGCAUUCUUUGAGACAUCAGCAGCUCUUCGCUUCUAUGUCGAUGAUGUUUUUUAUGGUUUAGUGAGAGAAAUCCGCAAGAAAGAAUCCAUGCCAUCCCUAAUGGGAAAACAGUUGAAAAGAAAAGACAGUCUUUGGAGGAAGUUAAAGGGCUCCCUGAAAAAGAAGCGGGAAAAUAUGACAUGACCACUUAGUCUAUAACCAACUGAUUCAUCCUUACUCUCUCUACAGAGUUGAUCAGUCUGACAAUUACAGAUGUAGUAAAUCAUUAUACAACCUCUGACUGUCAACAUGAUUUUUCCUUUUUCUUCAACUGCCCAUAACUAAAAGCUAGAUCUACACAUAUGUAUUUCCUUAGGUGAUUCUGUUUUGUCUUUAAGAUUUUGAUGGAUUUUGUCAAUCCACAGAGUAGGUUCCUUAUUUUUUACAAUAUAUCACUAAAUAAAAUUGACAUUCCAAUUGCUUCAUUUCCCUUUAAAGAGUCUGACUUCAUUUGGUAUGCUGUCAACUUAUGGAGAAAAUAUUCAAAAUCAUGUCUGCAAUGAUAAAAGGCUCUAGGGAUCUGCUGUUGCCUGAUAAGACCAGGAUUGUUUGUGUACACUAAGAAGCUCAGUAAAUAAUAAAGAAGCCCAGGAAAGCAAUCAGGGCUGAAGUCUCUCUCUCCAUCUUUCCUGAAGUGUAACAAUCACUGAGCCUUCUUCUGGAGUGCUCCCCAGAUGAGCCUCAGGAAUGCUUUAGGGAAUUAUUGAUAGUAAUUACCAGUGGGGGAAUCAACAGAAACAGUGGAAUUAGCUCAGUCUUGUAGAUCCCUAAACUCCUCAGCAGACCACUUUGAUGAGAACAGAUUGUUUCUUGGGAGGACAGAGGCUUUUAAUGGUGAGAAUUGCAUGUAACUAAAGUAAUAAUAUGUUUUUUUUCUUAAAAGGAGAUUUUCUUACAGGAUUACACUGCCUG
Sarcophilus harrisii (Tasmanian devil) is the source of this 1756-nucleotide messenger RNA. It is a transcript of the gene RIT2, whose product is annotated as Ras like without CAAX 2. NCBI's taxonomy places the organism in Eukaryota, Metazoa, Chordata, Mammalia, Dasyuromorphia, Dasyuridae. Gene Ontology annotation, cellular component: plasma membrane. Gene Ontology annotation, molecular function: calmodulin binding; GTP binding; GDP binding. Gene Ontology annotation, biological process: positive regulation of neuron projection development; Ras protein signal transduction. Bases 266 to 988 code for a protein of 240 amino acids. The record is from RefSeq and is a predicted model, not a curated record. The transcript is spliced from 5 exons.